Molecule: messenger RNA, 1948 nt
Organism: Nerophis lumbriciformis (worm pipefish)
Lineage: Eukaryota; Metazoa; Chordata; Actinopteri; Syngnathiformes; Syngnathidae
Gene: dck
Product: deoxycytidine kinase
Biological process (GO): nucleobase-containing compound metabolic process
Cellular component (GO): mitochondrion; cytoplasm
Molecular function (GO): ATP binding; deoxycytidine kinase activity
Source: RefSeq, a predicted model, not a curated record
UGACAAUCUCUGUAAUAGAAGAUCUCUGUUGCAAAGCGACACUUCCUGGUUGGCGGUUUGUGUGCCGCCAAACUUUGAGCGGCAACAACAACAAAGAAGCCAACGUUUUACCCGGCGCCGCUUUCCCUUCCCAGUCUUAGUUUAGUCCUACCAGAGACAUUUUAAUCCAAAUAUAACAUGUCUUUAACCCCCAAAAGGCCUCGUUCGGAUCAAAUGAACGAUUCUAUGGAGAAGAGGAUAAAGCGGAUCUCAAUCGAGGGAAAUAUCGCUGCCGGUAAGUCGACAUUUGUCCGCCUUCUGGCUCAGGAGUGCUCGAACUGGGACGUAGUACCGGAGCCUAUCGCCAGGUGGUGCAACGUGCAAGCAAGCGGCGAUGACUUCGAGGAGCUGACAUCGUCCCAGAAGUGCGGCGGCAACGUGCUGAAGAUGAUGUACGACAAGCCCGAGAGGUGGGCGUACACCUUCCAGAGCUACGCCUGCAUCAGCCGCGUCCGCGCACAGAUGCGCUCGGCCAACGGGAAGCUGCGCGAGGCGGAGGAUCCCGUGCAAUUUUUUGAGCGAUCCAUCUACAGCGACAGGUACAUUUUUGCGGCCAACCUGUACGAGAGCGAGUGUCUCAACGAGACGGAGUGGUCCAUCUACCAGGACUGGCACGGCUGGCUGCACAGCCAGUUUGGCCAGCACAUCCAGCUGGAUGGAAUCAUCUACCUGAGAGCCCCACCUGAGAAAUGUCUUGAGCGUUUGCACCUGCGAGGUCGCGAGGAAGAGCAGGACAUCCCACUGGAGUAUCUGGAGAAGCUCCACUUCAAGCACGAGAGCUGGCUGCAGCACAAGACCAUGACGAUGGACUUUGAGUACCUCAACGACGUGCCGGUUCUGACGCUGGACGUGAGCGAAGAGUUCAAAGGCAAUGAGAGCAAGAGUGCCGACAUGCUGGAGAAGGUGAAAGAGUUCCUGACCACCUUAUGAGGACCACUAAAGAAGAUGGGAACAAAGCACUAUUUUUCAUUUUAACUAUGAAAUUACCUUGUUUUAUUUUUUCAUGAUUACUUGUUGCAAUGACAUUUUUCUAUUUUUUAGCAUGAACUCCUCUGUGUAUAUUUUAAAAGCAAUGCUGUGUGUGUGUGACAAUGAAAUAAAUUUAAACGACAACAAUUUGUUUUCGGGAAGACAAUACAGACCUUUUGUCAACUUUGACCCACUGCUGUUGCUUUGAUAUCGCUCAACAUUUGAUUCAGAGCUGAUCUCAUACCCUUCUUACCAUGCAGAAACUUACCGGAAACAAUUUGGUAAAAAUUCAAAAAAAGAAAAUAUUUAUUAAAGUAAAAUAUUGCUCAUUAUAAAAUAUUUUUCCAAUGAUAAUAAUAGUCAAUAAAUAAUUCUUACAGUAUAGAUUAGGGAGGGUAUGGCGAAGCCACGCCCCCUCCAGCUCCAUGCGGACCUGAGUGACGUGUCAACAGCCUGUAUUCACGUCCGCUUUCCCACAAUAUAAACAGCGUGCCUACCCAAACACGUUAUAACUAGAAUGAUCGAGGGCGAGUUCUUGGUUUCUUAUGUGGGUUUAUUGUUAGGCAGUUUUAUUAACGUCCUCCCAGCGCGGUAACACACAACAACAGCAGUCAUGUUUUAUUCUACCGUAAAGCAGUUCGUCUGCCGUAAACAGCAAUGUUGUUGUAAUAUAUUGAGUUGGAGGCAAUAACCAGGUGAGGUGAUGAAGUACGUCUCUUUACUGUAGACUUCAGAACAGACUCACACACUUGACGUCAGGUGCGCAACACCACGUAAAUCGUUGGCCAACCAAAAAGUAACCCCAGUACGCUAUAGCCAUCAUUCACCAGGAGAUGGCAACAGACAAACAUAGAUCACUCUAUUACAUUCCUCCCCUUUUAGAAAUGUAGAAGUUACUCAAAAUAAAUAAACAACCCAACCAAAAAAUGCAGCAGCUCAA